GUAAUUAGGUGGAAAGACAGAAAAACGACGUAACAUUUUGGUAUCCGUGAGUCUAACUCCGUCCGUUGUCGUAGAGUGAUAGAAAGUCAUUCGCCUUCAAGAAAUUCCUUAACAACAGAAUUAUGGUUAUACCAGAAAAGGAAGUCCUGGAUGAAGAGGCAGUACAUCCAACUAGCAAGAAGACUCCCUACUUGAAGGGAGACCGAGCAAAUGUCUGCCUACUCCUGUACCUGUACAUGCUGCAAGGUAUACCGUUAGGUCUGAGUAUGGCGAUACCCAUGAUCCUACAGAGUAAGGGAGCCAGUUACAAUGACCAGGCGAUCUACAGUAUAACCACGUGGCCGUUCAGUAUGAAACUCCUGUGGGCUCCAAUAGUGGAUGCUGUGUACUGUAAGAGAUUCGGCCGUCGCAAGUCUUGGCUGGUCCCCACACAGUACCUCAUCGGGAUCUCCAUGCUGUGUCUGUCAUAUCGCGCUGAUGCCUGGAUAGACGAUCCUGCAGGACCUCGUAUACUUAUCCUUACAAUGUUUUUCUUCGUACUCAAGGUCCUGGCGGCCACUCAGGAUGUGGCAGUGGACGGUUGGGUCCUCACCAUGCUUAAAAGGGAGAACAUAGGAUACUCAUCUACCUGCGGCACUGCAGGGCAGACGGCCGGAGUCUUCGUGGGCUUCUUCGUCUUCAUGUCUCUAGAGUCUGCAGACUUCUGUAACGCCUACCUGCGGUCCGAGCCUCUGCCAUACGGCAUCAUCACUCUCUCCAGUUUCCUCCACUACUUCGGCUGGAUAUAUUUGAUAACAACGACGCUGGUGAUGCUGUUCAAGAAGGAAGAGACACAGCCAUCUGAGGAAGAGCCAGCCUUGGGCGUUCUGGAGACGUACAGUAAACUAAUACAGAUCAUGCGUCUCCCGACCAUGAAAACUUUUACCAUAUUACUGCUAACGAUGAGUAUUAGUUUCAGCGCAUGUGAUUCCAUCUCCUGGCUCAAGCUAGUAAGGGCGGGGUUAGCCCGGGAAAAAUUUGCUCUGGCGACAACAUUGAUCGUUCCUGUGAAAAUAACGCUGCUUCUUAUAUUCAGCAGUCGGAUGACAGGUGAAAGAUCGUUGGAUUCCUACAUGAAGAUCUAUCCCUACAGGUUGGCUUUCAACUUGAUUGUACCUGCCUUUAUAUGGGCUGCACCUCACAUGUUGACAGGAAGAGACGUUCCCCCCUACUUCUAUGCUUUGGUGAUAUUUACCUACGGGUGUCCUCAGAUGGCAUCAUACUUCAUGAUGGUGACCAGGAUGGCGUUCUACGCCCACGUGAGUGACCCAGCCCUAGGAGGUACCUACAUGACACUCAUGAACACCUUGUCCAACCUGGGCUUUACUUGGCCCAACUCACUCGUUCUUCUGCUGGUGGAUCCUCUCACGUUCAAGCAAUGCUCCUCAGAUGUGGAAAACACCUGCUCCAGUUCGAAAUUGACAAAGGAAUGUGCAGGGGAAUGUGAGACCUAUUUGGACGGUUACUACGUGCUGAUUGCUAUAUGUACGGUCUUUGGACUCCUGUGGCUGAGGUGGGCAAUCCCUACCGUCAGGGAACUGCAGAAUAAAGACUUCGAAGAGUGGAAAGUCAGUUCAAGACGCCAGGAGAAGUCAGAAAAGUCGCAGUUCUUAUAAAUACAUGAAAACCCACACUGUGAUGCAAAAUGUACUUGAUAUGUAAUGUAACACAAUAUGACUGACUCUGUAAACUGUGAUACUUUUUACAUUGUGAAUUGAUUAUGACGUUAUGUA
This is a messenger RNA of Homalodisca vitripennis (glassy-winged sharpshooter), 1772 nucleotides long. Its product is annotated as acetyl-coenzyme A transporter 1-like. Lineage: Eukaryota; Metazoa; Arthropoda; Insecta; Hemiptera; Cicadellidae. Gene Ontology annotation, cellular component: membrane. The record is from RefSeq and is a predicted model, not a curated record. The transcript has 11 exons. Bases 123 to 1655 code for a protein of 510 amino acids. Gene Ontology annotation, molecular function: acetyl-CoA transmembrane transporter activity.